AUGGUUGGAUGGCUACUAUUGAUCAAAGUCCUGGCUGUGCCCAAGCGUCUGAAAGUUUUGGGUCAUGGAUACAUAGGAGGAGUUAGAAAGGAAACAUGUGGGAUUACUGGAAAAUUACCUAAGUUGGACAGUACAAGAGAGCAAGAAUCUCGGUUUGAUAUCCUGGAUAAUACUGAAGAUUUGCUCACCGGACAUAAGUUGGAUUUGGCAAGCAAAUCAAUCAAGUUAGCUGAUGUUUCGAUAUAUCCUAGCCAGGCUGAAUUAGCAUUUAGGAAAGCCCACAAUGACCAACAAAAAUCUGAAGCUUUGACAAAGGGCCUAAUUCAGGGCGCGGAGGGCAGCUGGUUUUUGCGUGUCGGAGUGAAGGAUGUUGGCCGUGGGACGUGGAGAUGGAUGCAAUUGGUGGUUUAG
Messenger RNA from Dovyalis caffra, 411 nucleotides. Lineage: Eukaryota; Viridiplantae; Streptophyta; Magnoliopsida; Malpighiales; Salicaceae. The record is from the annotation of a GenBank genome assembly.